Molecule: messenger RNA, 1407 nt
Organism: Guillardia theta CCMP2712
Lineage: Eukaryota; Cryptophyceae; Pyrenomonadales; Geminigeraceae
Exons: 6
Coding region: 1-1407 (468 amino acids)
Source: RefSeq, a predicted model, not a curated record
AUGAUGAUCGCGGUUGUUCAUGAUCAUGACUUUGACAUGAUGUUCUUUGAAAGUGUUGGUUCUACUUCUCCUCGCGGCGUUCCUUUGCCUGAUGUGAAAGAGCCGGAGAAACGAGUGAAGGAGCCGAUAGUUUUGAUGCCCUCGGAGGUCGCGAAGAAGGAGGAGAAGAAGAAGCGCGCAGCCGUGAUCCUCUGCAGCGGAGGAGGAGGAGACAGCGAGAACGUGCUGCAGUUCCUUCGCUCGCAAGGAGUGGAGGAGGACGAGACGAUCUGCCUGCUGCAGGAAGGAGGGGAGAGCGAGCAGCCGACGAGGGAGGAAGUGAUCAAGGCCUUCGCGACGCUGGUGGAGGGGGCAGAGGAGGGCAAACCUCUCUUCCUGUACCUUCAAGGAAGCUGCGGGACUCAGGGAGGGGAAGGCAAGGAAAGGGGCGUUGCUACGCGCAAUGGCCUUGCGCUGACCUGCCGUGACAUAAUGCAGCACCUCCUCGUCCCCCUUCCUCCUCAUGCCCAGCUCACUGCCCUGCUGGACUGCUGCGACCUUGGGUUCAAGCUGCAGUACAGCUGGGAGGACGGCGGUUGGCAGGAGGGGGCGAGCGAGGAGGAGAAGGAGGAGGUGAAGGCAGACGUCUGCGUGCUCUCGGUGCAGUCGGACGAGGAUGUGAAGCUGAUCGGGGACUAUCCUUGCUCCUCGGGCUCCAGCUGGAUGGUAGAGAGCUGCAGGGAGGCCAAGUCAGUGGAGGACCUGGCGAAGAGGAUGAUCGCUUCCUCCGCCCUGCAUGUCACGCAGACUGUCAAGGUCUCCUCCUCCUCCUCCUCUUCCCCUCACAGCCAGCACCUCAACGACUUCAGCUCCGCCUCCUUCUCCAUUGCCCGUCGGCUCGUCGUCAUGCUCGACGUGGAGGCAAUCAAGAGCAUGAAGACCAAGGUUGACAUGCGGCAGCUCCUGGCGCUCCUGACCCCAAACGCGUCCCGUCACAAUCAAACCGACGGCUCCACAUGCCCCGCCAAGGGAUCCCAGCAGAAGAAGGCUGAUGCCAACGCCCUCUUCCUCUCCCUCAACUCCUCUCGCUUCCACUCCGACUUCCUCCUCCGUCUCGACCGCAUGCAGCACAAGGAUCGCAUCAUCUCUCCCGCCAUGCAGGACCAUCUCCUCCGUGCGUCGCUACCCAGCGACUCCUCGCUCGCCAUGGAGGACGUCAAGGACCUCAUCGUCUUCUCGCAGACGCUCGUGCGGCCCCUGUGGGAGAAGGAGAAGAAGAAGAACUCGACCAAGUCGACGAUCCUCACUGCCCUCGAGCAAGAGCUGGUCCUCUACCAGAACGACUCCUUCCUGCUUCACGUGAGCAACGAGAGCAACGUAGGAGAAGCUCUGGGUAGGCUCACGAUGAUGAACAACUUCAGACGCUGA